Messenger RNA from Vicia villosa (hairy vetch), 1234 nucleotides. RefSeq lists its product as uncharacterized. NCBI's taxonomy places the organism in Eukaryota, Viridiplantae, Streptophyta, Magnoliopsida, Fabales, Fabaceae. The coding region runs from base 140 to 889 and encodes 249 amino acids. The transcript is spliced from 8 exons. The record is from RefSeq and is a predicted model, not a curated record.
AGUAAUGUUUGAUAUUAUAUUGUUUGUUAUCACAAGUGAGAAUAGAAUAUCCUUUUCAGUGGCAUUUAUUUCAACCAAUUUCCUUUCCUGUUCUUUUCUUCCAACUACCAACUUCUUUACCAGACAGAUUCAUUAAUAAAUGGCAAAAUCAAUUCUUCUGUGCAACAAAUGGUAUGGAAAUGGACAAUACUUCUGGGCCACACAUUCCUUCCACAAUUUCACCCAAAGGAAGAAAAUAGAGAUCAAGGUUAAGGCUGCGACUUCCUCGGAUUCAAAUGUAAAGAAAGCAAAUUUGUUUGCUACUAAAAAGGAAAGAGUUAAUCUGCCGGCAUACGAUGAUGUUGUUGGAAGUAAAAAAUAUCACAUCAGUGAAUUUUUAAGCCAGCCUAGUGGAAUUGCAGCAGUUUUGAACACAAAGGCCUUACAAUCAUUUCAAUCCCUUGAUGCUAACACAUACAGGUGUGAGCUUCCUAGACUUAGACUUUUGAACUUUGAAGCUUCUCCUUUCAUAGAUCUGCGGGUUACCUCAACAGAUGAAGAUUGCUUGGUUGAAAUGAUUUCUUGUAAGUUCGAGGGUUCAGAAAUUGUUGAAGAGCAAAACGACCACUUUUCAGCGUUCAUGAAAAAUCACAUGACAUGGAGUAAUGCUGAUGCUGAAUCAUUUUUGGAAGUUGAUGUGAAGUUGAAUCUCACACUUGAGAUCUAUACGCGCCCAUUUACUAUGAUGCCUAUUUCAGCUGUUGAAGGUCCUGGAAAUAUAAUGAUGCAAGCUUUGGUGGACAAGCUGGUGCCACUGCUUCUUGAUCAGAUGCUACAAGAUUAUGAUGAAUGGGUUCAAAAGCAAUUGUAUUGUCUAAAUCAGUCUUCUAAUUUGGAAAAAUUUGUUUAAGCUUAUUUAUAUAGUAGGGACAAGAGGGGGAGGGAGAAAUUUUUGUAUGUUUUGCUAUGGAGCACAACACUUUGGAAAAAAUGUGUCCAUGUUAGUGUUGGUGUCCGAAACCGAAGCCGACACUGUGAUUAUGUUAAAAUUAUUCAUUUUUUAAAAAAAUUAUUACCGGUGUCAAUAUGUCACUGUCGUAUUUCUGGUGUCUGUGGUUAAACGAAGUUUUAAGUGAAGUUUGUCGUAUUUUAGGUGUCCGUGGUUAAACGAAGUUUUAAGUGAAGUUUUAAGGAUGAGGUUUGGUAGAUGUAUGUUUUGGUUCUUCUAUAGACAUAAUCAACUAGCUUGUUUGAA